Messenger RNA from Populus euphratica (Euphrates poplar), 1955 nucleotides. RefSeq names its product ethylene-responsive transcription factor RAP2-4-like. Gene Ontology annotation, molecular function: sequence-specific DNA binding; DNA-binding transcription factor activity. The record is from RefSeq and is a predicted model, not a curated record. Gene Ontology annotation, cellular component: nucleus. NCBI's taxonomy places the organism in Eukaryota, Viridiplantae, Streptophyta, Magnoliopsida, Malpighiales, Salicaceae. The transcript has a single exon. Gene Ontology annotation, biological process: regulation of DNA-templated transcription. The coding region runs from base 519 to 1634 and encodes 371 amino acids.
GGGAGAGGUCAUGAUAUGCAAAGAGUGUAAACACACAGAGUGAGGCCACAAAGAAAGGAGUGCUAAGAUCUUGAUUUUUUCAGCAGUUUCUUAUACAUAUACAUAUAAAAAUCAUCUUUUAUCUUCUUCAAUUCAAUCCCCCCCUCUAAUACCCCGCUUCCCUGUGUACCCCUUUCUGUCAAUCGUCUGUCUUUCAAAGAAAAUCUAAUUCGGGGCUUGCUUCUUCUGUUUUGGUGAUUUUAAAGCUGAAAUCUUUGUUUUAGAAAAGAAAACAAGCAAACCCUUGAAAAGGGUGAAAGCCAGGUGAUUCAGAAUAGAGAUCCAGGUUGAUUUUCUUUGUCCUCUGUUUCUUAGCUUUUUCUAAUUUCAUCAACUUGAAGGGUUUGUUUUUGGUCCCUCAAGGUUGGUUUUUUGUGCAAAAGAAACCUCUUCUAUUAUCUGGGUUUUUUUUCUUUUGUUUACAACACUAGGUAAUUUUGCCAGCUCUUUAGUUUUGUUUCAAGUACUAAUUAACAGGUAUGGCAGCAGCUAUAGAUAUCUACAACACGACAGCACGAGUUUUUUCAGAUCCUUGUAGAGGAGAACUCAUGGAAGCACUUGAACCUUUUAUGAAAAGUGCUUCACCAUCACCAGCUUCUACUUCUUAUUCUUCACAGUCUCCUUCAACUUCUUCUUAUUCUUUCUCUUCUUAUCCUUCUUGCUAUCACAACAAUAGCUUCCCAGUCACUUCACAUCCCAAGUUGGACCUUAACUUUUACACUCCGACGAGCACCCAGAUGUUUUCUAAUGGGUUCUCGGGUUAUAACCAAAUGGGUUUUGAGCAAACAGGUCCAAUUGGGCUUAACCACCUUACCCCUUCACAAAUCCUUCAAAUCCAAGCCAAAAUCCACCUCCAACAGCAGCAGCAGCAGAUGGCAAAUCAUGCUCCCACAUCACAGUUAGUCCAUAACCAAAGGACUAGCAAUUUCUUGGCUCCAAAACCUGUCCCUAUGAAACAACAAUCUGCUUCUUCUCCUCCAAAGCCAACAAAGCUUUAUAGGGGAGUGAGGCAGAGACAUUGGGGAAAAUGGGUUGCUGAGAUUAGACUUCCAAAGAACAGAACAAGACUCUGGCUUGGCACUUUUGACACAGCUGAGGAGGCAGCUUUGGCUUAUGAUAAGGCUGCUUAUAAGCUGAGAGGAGAAUUUGCCAGGCUCAACUUUCCACAUCUUCGUCACCAAGGAGCUCAUGUGUCUGGUGAAUUUGGUGACUACAAGCCUCUCCAUUCCUCUGUUGAUGCGAAGUUGCAAGCAAUUUGUCAGAGCCUGGGUUUGCAAAAACAGGGGGAAACAGGGGAACCCUGUUCUGUUUCUGAUUCAAAGAAGACCGUUUCAGCUCCUUUGCAGGUGAAAAUUGAAGAUGAUUGUUCUUUGCAAGGAGAAUUGAAAAGGGAGUUUGAGAAUCUCGGAGAUGAGGAAUUUAAAGUGGAGAUCCCAUCACCCUCACGAGCUCUAUCUGAUGAGUCAUUGGCUGGUUCUUCUUCACCAGAAUCUGAGAUUUCUUUCUUUUUCUCUGAUUCUUUACAAUGGAACGGGUUUGAGAAUUUUGGUUUGGAGAAGUAUCCUUCAGUUGAGAUUGACUGGUCAUCUAUCUAAGUUCUAAAUUAUUAUUAUGUAAUCUUUGUUUCCUUUUUUCUUUCUCUUUUCUAGGUGUCUUUCAGUAGCUUCUGCAAUGAAUUUUUUUAGCAUUUGCAGAAGUGCUGCUAGUGGGGGAGUCGGUCAGUUUUAGGAGUUUUUAUUUAUCAUGCUGUUAAUAUGUAAGAGUAGGGUCGUCUCUUUCUAUCCCUGGCCUAGCUGGUACUUUUUUUCCUUGCUUGGCCAUGGAGGAGUUUCUGUCUGGUUCGUGUUUUUAGGUCAGUCAGUGUAAUUAAGCACCUGUCUUUGAAUAUAUCAAUCCAACUUUGUAUUCUGUAAAAA